UAGAAAUGCAUAUAAUAACUUUUUUACUGGUCUAAUUACAAUUCAAUUUUUUUCAAAAUAUUCAUAAAUAUGAAUUCAAAAUCAUAUGUGCCAUGAUUGUAACUGUCUUAAAUAGUUUAAAAAUAAAUUUUGGCACGCUCACUCACACAUACGUGUUGUACCAUAGAAACGACAAGAUCUUACUCACACUAAUAAACCGUUUCCAUGUUGGUUUUCGCGGCACUGAAGCGUCGUUGAACUUAUAUUCUUUUAAAAUCUGUGUAUUUAUCAAUGUUUUUCUGUGUUUUUGUGCAUAUUAUAAAGAAGUGUGUUUUUGGCGUCUAUAAAUAUUAUAAUUACUUAUACGGCAAUGGAUUUUCAUCGUUUACAAGCCUGUGAAAAUAUCAUGGCGUGACUGGACCUAAUGCACUAGGCUGAUUCUCGUAACAAAAUAGGACUUUGCACAUAUCAUAUCGGGACGUUCUAUUUUCUGGUUAUUUUUUCAGUAUCAGUGUUGCAGUUUGAUAAUGUUCCAGACAGACCACCCAUCACCCAUUUUGUCCGAGUGCCUAUUACGUUCGCUGGACCUUGAAUUGGCAUAAUAAUGCCUCGUAUGCCAACCUAGCUAUAGUUUGACUAUUGCUACUCGACUACCGUGGUUUAGCGUUGUAUCACUCAUUUUUAUAUUCACCAAUUCCAUGAUUAGCAGAAAUUGUGAUAUACGAAAAUUUUACAUAAUAUAUGUGGAAGUUAAAACAGGAUUUUAAAUGAGGGUGUUGAGCGCCUGAUUUGUUUUAAAAUGGAUGAAUCUGAGGAGAAUAUGAUUGCUGAAGAUAUCAAUAAUGAUGACAGUCCUGUGUCUGUCAAAAUAAAACCUAAGAAAAGGUCGCUGGUCGAGCGAGAACUUGAAACUAACUUGACAGCUCGCGUGACAUCUCCUGUCACUGGCGAAGGCUCUAGCACCAGCAGGUAUGGCCGGGCCCGUAGAAUCAAGACUGCUUCAGAAAUAGAUGCAGAUAAAAUAAUGAAGCCAUUAAAAGUUGAUGUUUCUAAGCAACCACAGGCAUAUAAGAUGCAUGCAUCUAAUUCCCCGAUAAAUAAGGAAUCUCCUAAAAGAACAAUCUCAGUGGGUUCAAGCAUUGAAGAUCAGAUAGAAAACAUUUAUAAUGAGAACAUUUCUCUAAGCCGGUUUGGGUCCGUUGAGAAAACAAAAUCUCAGUCCCCUGCCAAGAAAUUCAGCAAAAUUUAUAUCCGGAAAGAUCUGAUUCAGAAACCAGACACAGAUACCGCUGUUUUGAUUAAGAAUAUGUUUUCACCAAACAAAUCUAAUUCCCAUUUGAACAAUAUCCUAGAAAGGUCAUCAGAAAAAUAUUCUCUAAAUGGACAUGGGAAGGCAAUGAAUGGUUUUCCGGAUACUUCUUCAGUUGUCAAAACAUUGGAUUUUGAUGGUAAAAAGAAAAACAAACAGGUUUCCCCUGCACAGCCAAUUAAAAAGGAAGUCAAAGAGAAAAUAACUAAAGAAUUAAAAGAAAAAGUUAUAUUUAAAGAUAUAAAAGAGAAGUUGGUGUCCAAAGAAGUUAAAGAGAAGUUGGUGUCUAAGAAUGAGUUGUUUGAGCUGGAGGCGACCUGCGAGUACCAAGUUGGAGACUUGGCAUGGGCGAGGGUUGGCACAUACCCAUUUUGGCCAUGCAUUGUCACUAGGGAGCCAUUUAGUGACAUGUUUGUUAAGAAGAAACUGUUCGGCCGCGUAGAGCGCUCAGUGAUCCAUGUGACAUUUUUCGGUGACAACGGCCGCCGUGGGUGGAUCGUGGAUAACAUGCUCCGCAAGUUCCACGGCAGGGCAGAGUUCGAAGCAUGUCGCAACAAGUUCACACCAGAGUCUAAGAAGAAGGAUCCACGUCUGUAUGCGGCGCACUUCGUCUCAGAGAAGAAACUACCAUUAUGGAAUGUGUCAGUUGAAGAGGCAGAAACACUCAUGAAAGAGCCCAAGAGACUUCGAAUCGAUGCCCUCUACGACAUGCUCGAAAAGGCGAGAGCUGCCAAAACUACCCCAAGCAAACGCGAUAAGGGUGGGAAGAUCACACGGACUGACAGCGACGUCUCUUUAAGCGAAAGCUUAUACGAUACACUGUUCUCUGAAGAUGAUGGCAAACAAGAUGAUAACCGCUCGAAAAGAGCAAGAAAUAAGUCUUUAGAUGUCUCCGAAGUAGUCACAGCUUGCUUGGACAAUAUGGCGGCGAGAAGCGGCAUCAUACAAAUUCAGAGACAGUCACACAUGGACAGGUGGCUGCAAAAAGCGAAAUCUAAAACCCCAGAAAAAAUGCAACCGAAAUUACAUAUUAAGGUAGAAAGAGAGAAGAGAAAGGAUAAAGCCAAAAAGAAGAAAGAAGGUAAAAGUACGCAUAAAACGAGGAAGAAUGAAUCUCUUGUUUCUGAUACUAAUUUGCUUCCAUAUCAAAAUGAGCAUGAUUAUAGCAGUGUCAAUUAUGAAAACCAUGAUAUCAAUUACAGUUCUAAUAAAAAUACUGAGUCGGCGAGUGGACUUGAUAGUACAUUGGAUACUAGUACAACUAUUGGUGAUGUUGGUGUUACCGUAAAAAUAGAAAAUAUUUCUAGCAGUAUGGAAGACUGUAGCCAAGAAGAUAUCAUAACAUCUAUAGUGAAUGAUGACAUUGUUAUGACAGAUUCAGUCAAUAUUAGUAAAGAUGAAACUAGAAAUAAUGUAACAAAUCCUAAGGACAAUAUUAAUAAUAAAAUAAAAAAUAACAAUGAACAUAUUCUAGACACCGGUAACAAAAAUAAUAAUGAAUUUGUAGAAAUAAAAGAGGAACUUCCAUUAAAGAACUGUGAUUUAACAAAUACUAUUCACCCUAGACGAAGUAAAAGAAAAAGACAGACCUUUGAGGGAAUAAACAAUAGUAUCACUGAAAAGAAAGCUAAAGAACCUAAGUUAGAUUUACAUAACCAAAAACCCAAUGAGGAAACAACAACUCCCAAAAAUGCACCUAAAAGUAAUAAUAACCAGGAAAGCAAAUUAGACGAAAGUAAAGAAACUGAGGAUUCCGAAAAAACGGAAAUGGCUAAUAAUGAACCAACCAUUGAAAAUGUUGACAAGGAAACAUCUCUAAACAUCAAGAUUGAAUCAACAGACGCAUUUCCUGAUCAGUCAAAACUUCCAGUUGAACCUUUAAAUAACUCUGCAAAUAUAGCUCAAUUCGAAAGUUCCAAUCAAGAACCAGAGCCACAGCUAAACAGUGAUGUCCUAACUGUUGAAACUGCUUUUGCACACGCAGAAUCGGAGAAAUGUGUUAAAGAAGCUUGUUCGGACACUAUUACCAAUGAUAGGGAUAUAUCCACUAUUAGACGUUCUAGACGGUCAAAAGAAAAACACGACGCCAAGAAGACAAAAAAUAAUUUAAAAGAAAAAAACAACGAGGUUGAAUCAACUGACCGUAUGGCUUCUGAUAGUAUACCUAGAUCUGUGGUUGACAAUAUAUCACUUAAUACGGACACGGAUAAUAAUAUACCAACCGAAAUCAUAUUUGAACAAGAAACGUCUCUAAGCAACAGUGCUGAAUCAAAUGAACUUAUUUCAUCUGUUGAAAGUCAUAAAGAAGCAUACGCAGAAUCGGAUAAAUGUGUUAAAGGAACUUGUUCGACUACGAUUACCAAUGAUAGGGACAUAUCCACUAUCAGACGUUCUAGACGGUCAAAAGAAAAACACGACGCCAAGAAGAUAAAAAACGAUUCAAAAGAAAACAACAAAGUCGAAUCAACUGACCGUAUGGCUUGUGAUAGUAUACCUAAAUCUGUGGUUGACAAUGUACCACUUAAUUCAGACAAUACGGACGUAUUUGAAAAAGAAGCAUCUCUAAACAGCAGUGCUGAAUCAACUGAGCUUAUUUCAUGUGUUAGUAGUAUAUCCAAACCUGUGGUAGACAUAAAACCACUUAAUUCAGAAAACGCCGUAACAGGGAGUAAUGAAACACCUAGAAUCAAUUUAGAAAAAGAUACCUCUCAAGACACUAGGGUUGAAUCAAAGGAAAUAUGUAGUAACAAACCUAAAGAUGAGAUUAAAAAUAAACCCCUUAGUUCGGAAAUCACGGUUACAGAAAGUAAUGUGCCAACUGUUAAAAAUAUUGAAGAAGAAACAUCUAAAAAUAGGAAACUUGAAUCGACAGAGCCUAUGCCGUGUAAUAGCAAAUCUAAACCCGUGGUUGUUAUCGAGCCACUUAAUUUUGUAAACACUAUAUUAGAAAGUAAUACAGCGACUGAAGAAACAUCCAAAAACAGUAAACCUGAAGCAAGAGAGCUCACGUUAUUUAAUAAUAAAUCUAGACCCGUGGUUGUAAUUGAACCACUUAAUUGUGAAAACAUAGUAGAAUGUAAUCCACCGAAUAUUGCAAAUUUAGAAAAAGAAACAUCUCAAAAUAACAAACUUGAGUCAAUGGAGCUAAUAGCAUUUCAUAAAAGUUCCAAACCCGUGGUUGUUAUUGAACCACUUGACAUGCAGGGUCUAGAAACACAAUUCAUAAUUAAAGGGUCAACACCACUUGUUAGAAAUAGGUCGGUAGAUAGUUUAAAUAAAAAAGAUAACAUUGAAGACAAAUCAGAAACAACAAGUGUAUUAUCAGAUUUGGUUCAAAAUGAUGUUUGUAAUGCUUUCAAAGACAACGACAAUACAACAGAAGUGAGCAGCGCAGUCGAUGAGUUAGGAAACGUGAAUACCAAACCAGAGACUGAUACAGCUUCAUCAAGUCAAUAUACUUAUGCGAAACCCAAGAAAACUCAUGAUGUUCUUAAAAACCGUCAUCAGGAGACUGAGAUAAGUUUUGAUGAUUCCGAGAGAAUGGAAGGUGAUGACUUUACAACUCAUGUUGUCGAUGAAGACCCGGGCGUUACGACCAGCUCGAUACCGUGCACUGAAUUAGCGGAAACUGUUCUUGAUCCUUCCCCAUCAAUAGAGAUCAAAACAAUUGAAGUUCCUAUACAACCUGUUAUUAAGAAAGAUGAUGAAAUUCUUAAGAAUAAUGUUCAGACCAAUGUUGUUAUUGGAGAAGAGACAUUUAUAUUUGAUAGGACAUUAUCACAAGAUUACGAUGAAAUUGAUGGUGAUUGUUAUGAUGAAUAUAGUCAUUUACCCCAGGUUAUUAUUAAUGAAGAAACCGAAAAAGCCAUUUUAAUUCAAAAUACUUUGAUUAGCAAUCAAAAAAUUUCAUCACAAGAGUCUUGUACAGAUAAAAUAAACAAUAGUACUGAAAAAAUAUCAAGUUUAAGUAAUGAUAGUGGGCCUGAAAUUGUUAAAAACGAUUCACAGAUCCAAGGUAAUUGCAUUUUUUUAGAUAAAAGGAAUAUACACAACGAUUCCGAGAUAGUAGAAGACCACGAAGUUCCUACAGGUGAUGUAAGUAGUAUAGCGAAAGAAGAAAAUAAUUGUAACGAAGUAACUCAAGACAAUAAUGACAAGUGUGUUUUUUUAGAUCAACGUUCAAAAACAGCAGAUGCACAAUCAGCUGACAAUAUUGAGAAAAAAAUGAAAUCAUCAAGAUUCAGUUUAAAUAUAACCAGGAAUCGCUCAUUAAAAUUAAACAAAGUAAAUACUGUAUUAGAAAGUUCUAAAAUAAGCAUUGCAAAAGUAAAUACAGAAUCCGGUCAUCUAAAACCUGCAUCUGUUAUUUCGAAUGAGAAUGAAAUGUCGAUUAGUAGUAAAAGAAGAAAGAGUGAUCCAGAAUUUGUUAAAUAUAUGGUGAUUCGUCAAGAUGCUCUAUUGGAUGAACAACCUGACUUGACUCAAGAUGAAAUUGUAACAUAUUUGUACAAAAAUUGGCUUUAUGAAGAGGAGAAAAAAUCAGACAUGAAAAAGAUGGAUGACAAUGAACAGGCUAGUUUAGUUAAAGGUUUUCAAAAAUCACAGCAGCCGAAGAAAGUUAAAAGGAAAUCUAAACUCGGGAAUGUAGCAGAGUUGAAAAAUGUAGACAUACGGAAGAUUUUGAAUAAAGGGAAAACUAAAUCUUUUCCUGAUCAGUCAGAACUUGCAAAUGAAUCUUUAUAUAACUCUGAACACAACAUAGCUUCCUGCGAAGGUUCCUAUCAAGAACCAGAGCCACAUCGAAACAAUGUUAUACAAACUGUUGAAAGUAACAGGAAUCCACAUACAGAACCGCAGAAAAAUGUUAAAAAAGCUUCUUCUGUUAAAGAAGUUUCUAUCGCAAAUGAUAACGAUUUAUCCACAAUCAGACAUUCUAGACGUUCAGAAGACAAGCGCGACACCAAAACGGCAUGGAAUGAGUUAAAAGAAAAAUUGGAAGAUAAAUGUGUUGUAAAAAUAGCUUCGAUAAAUACUACUGACAGUAAAGUGUCCACGACACGUACUCGAUUACGACUUUCAAAAGACAAACUAAAUAUCAACCCGAUACUAAAUACAAGCCCAGAAAAAUGUUUUAUAGAAACAACUCAAACCAGUUUAAAUGACAUUGGAAUUCCAUGUACUAACCGCCCAGAUCAGUCAAAACAAAAAGAAGACACCAAAAGGGCAAUGGACGAUCCUGAGUUUAUGAAAUAUUUGGAAAUUCAUCAAGAUAAUUUAUUAGAUGAACAACCUGAUUUAACGCAGGAUGAACUAUAUAACAAAUCAAAACAGUUGAAUUUGGUCAAUAAUCAAAAUAGUGAAAAUAAUAAACAUUCAGGUCUUAUAAAAGACGACCUAGAUAUCGUACAAAUCACGGACUCGGAAAAAAAUGUAUUAGAAAUGGCGUCAUCGAAUGACAGUGAAAUUUCAAUUCUAAAAGAAGAAAAAAAUGCCAAAGAGACGAUUAGUACAGAACCAGAAAUUUCCCAAAUGAAUUCUAAAGAUAGUUUAAUGAGUACUAAACCUACAGGUCGCACAAAAGAAAAACAAGACACAAAGAAAGCUAUCAAUGAUCCAGAGUUUAUAAAAUAUCUAGAAAUUCAUCAAGAUGCUUUACUAGAUGAACAACCUGACCUUACGCAAGAUGAAAUUGUUAAUUAUUUGUAUCAAAACUGGUUGUAUGAAGAAGGUAAUAAGUCAGAAAUGAAGAAAAUUGACGAUAACGAGCAGUCUAAUUUAGUUAAAGGUUUAAAUCAUUUUCCAGUGCCACCGCUUAAGAAAAUCAAGAAGAAAUCUAAGGUAGAAAAAGCGCCUGAAUCUAAAAAUGCAGAUAUAAGACGUAUGUUGCACAAGGAAAUCUCCAAAUCAGCUUCAGGCGACAUCGAAAUUUCAAGCGAAAAGGGUGCUAAAGAAAUCAACAAAAAUAAUCUUACUGAACACAGGAAAACUUCUUGUGGAAAAAUUGAAAAUGGCACACACGAAUCUAAUGUUCAAAAUAUCGACAAACUAAACAAUAUUGUUGAUUCGGAUUCACUUGGCAGGGUAGAAGCCCUUACCCUUAAAGAAAAUACAUCAGACCAAAAUUCAGAUAAAAUUCUGAAGAAUUUUAAAGAUGACAGCUCUGAAAAGUUGAACAAUCGUACAGAGGAAGCAAAAAAAAAUUCAGAAGACUUUGACGACAUAGAGUUUGGCCUAGAUGAACUUGAGGGCAAAGAUAAUGAAGACUCGAAAGAAUCUGCACACUGCAAAAUAAUCAAUGGUUUUAUUGAUUUUGAAGAAAGUUCAAAAUCUAAAACUCAUGAAGGAUUUGAUCCGGAAACUGCUUCUAUCAAAUCGGAAGACAGCGCAGUCUCUGCUACAACACGUAAAGCACGUAAAGAAAAAGACGCUAAGAAAUCAAUGGACGAUCCUGAUUUUUUAAAAUAUCUGGAAGCUCGUCAAGACGCAUUGAUAGAUGAACAACCUGAUUUGACUCGAGAAGAAAUCGUAACGUAUUUGUAUCAAACUUGGUUUUAUGAAGAAAGUACUAAGUCGGACAUGAAGAAGAAUGAUGAAACCGAACAGUCUAACUUGGUCAAAGGUUUGAACCAGGAACCGCCCCCAGAACCAAAGAAAAUUAAGAAGAGACCUAAAGUUGAAAAAGAAUCAGUGGAAAAGGUGAAAAGCACCGAAGUCAAGGACAUCAAAGUCGAAAAAUCUGAAAAGGUUUUGAAAAACGCCGAUAUACGGGAUAUGAUACAAAAACCGAAAAGGAAGGCGACACAAUCGAAACCUUACUAUAACGAAGAUGAUUCCGAUUUGGAGGAAGAAGAUUUAGAAACAUUUAAAAUAUUUGACAGAGACGAACCCACCGAAGAUGGCGAGGAAAUAGAUGAGGUAGAAUUAUAUUUCGAACAGCUAACAAAACCAAAGCCUAACGUUUUUAAAGGUUAUGUAAGAGAGCGAGUUUGCGAAAUUUGUUAUCGCGCAGGCAACUUAGUCAAAUGUAAAAGCUGCCAUGGAACGUAUCAUGUAGAAUGUGUAAAGAAGGAAGCUGAAGUCACCGAAGUAGCGGGACCUACAAGAGGCCGAAAGAGAAAGCGAGGCCGCAAGCCUAAAGGCUACGAUCCUUCAUUAGACACUGGAAGCCAAAGCGACGAGCGAUCUCAAGAUGCCAAUAACUCAGAAGAAAUUAACAUUUCCAUUGAAGACGAAGCCGAAUCUCAUAUAGUAUUUGAUGAAGAUAAUUUCGAAACAUUAUGGGAGAAUAAAAUGAAAGAACUGCAAACUGAUACUCAAGAUGACUACGUUAGCGAUCAAGAAAUAGAUUGGGAAGUUGAGCCGGGUCAUUGCGAAAUAGUCGAGUUAAAGCAUAAAGAAAAACCUAUAGACUAUUCAGACUACAAAUGUAAUAAUUGCCUAAAAUAUGAAACUCCGGUAUGCUUCGUUUGUAAAUCGAAUAAAUCGCCUAAAGCUUUAACGGAAGUGCGUCAGAAAUGCCAAGUAGCUCACUGCCAUAGAUAUUACCACUUAGAAUGUUUAGAUCACUGGCCGCAAACACAAUUUAACUCUUGGGAGCCGUCAAAGACUAAUAAAAAGCAAAUAGAAUAUAUAGAAGCGUUGUCAUGUCCUAGGCAUGUGUGCCAUACUUGUGUGUCUGAUGAUCCAAGGGGAUGUAAGACGAGAUUUUGUGGUGAUAAGUUGGCGAGAUGCGUGAAGUGCCCGGCGACUUACCAUUCGUACACGAAGUGCUUGCCUGCUGGGUCACAGAUACUGACUGGAUCGCAGAUUAUAUGCCCAAGGCAUUACGAGCAUAGGCCGGGCAAGGUCCCGUGCCACGUGAACACGGGCUGGUGCUUCAUCUGCGCGCUCGGCGGGACGCUUAUUUGCUGCGAGUACUGCCCUACGUCGUUCCACGCUGAAUGCCUCAAUAUCAAGCCGCCUGAAGGAAGCUAUAUGUGCGAAGAUUGUGAAACUGGACGUCUGCCUCUGUACGGGGAGAUGGUGUGGGUCAAAUUGGGGCACUACAGAUGGUGGCCGGGUAUAGUCCUUCACCCCACAGAGAUCCCGGACAACAUUCUAGCUGUCAAACAUUCGCAAGGCGAAUUCGUAGUAAGGUUCUUUGGGCAGUAUGACCAUUACUGGGUCAACAGAGGCAGAGUGUUUCCUUUCCAAGAAGGUGAUUCUGGCAGAAUAUCAAGUCAAAAAUCCAAGAUAGACGCCGCUUUCACCACCGCCAUGGAACACGCGCAGCGGGCUUGCGAAAUAUUAAAAAAAAUGGAGCCCAACGAGGAAGAAGAUCUAGACAUCGCAUCCUCCCUACUACCACCACACUAUGUCAAGCUAAAAGUCAACAAGCCGGCCGGCAACGUCGUUCGACGAGAUGUAGACGCUAACUCACUUACACAGUGCGAUUGCGAUCCAAAUCAACCUGAUCCCUGUGGACUUUACUCUCACUGUCUCAACAGGAUGCUACUGACGGAGUGCGGGCCGCUGUGCCGCGCGGGCGAGCGCUGCCACAACCGCGCGUUCGAGAGGCGCCAGUACCCGCGCCUGCAGGCCUACCGCACGCCGCACCGCGGCUGGGGGCUGCGCACGCUGCAGGACAUCAAGCAAGGCCAAUUCGUGAUCGAGUACGUCGGCGAGCUGAUCGACAUGGAGGAGUUCCGCAGGAGGAUGUGCCGGAAGCACGAGAUCCGGGACGAGAACUUCUACUUCCUCACGUUGGACAAGGAGCGCAUGAUCGACGCGGGACCUAAAGGGAACCUUGCCAGAUUCAUGAACCACUGCUGCGAGCCCAACUGCGAGACGCAGAAGUGGACGGUGCUCGGCGACGUGCGCGUCGGGCUGUUCGCGCUCUACGACAUUCCCGCCAAUACCGAAGUGACGUUCAACUACAACUUGGAGUGCGCCGGUAUAGAGAAGAAACGGUGUCUGUGUGGCGCCAAGAGGUGUUCUGGCUACAUUGGUGCUAAACCCAAACAGUUACAGGAAGACAAACCAAAACUACCCAAGCGCACAUACAAGAAGCGAAAACCGGUCGAAGAAACCAAACCCAAGCUACCAAAAAUAAAAAUAAAACCCAUCAAGCCGCGAGAACUCACAGAGAUCGAAAAGGACUUACUUAUAAUUAAAAAUGCUACGAACGGAAUGUCGAGCGAUUCCGAAGGUAGCAGGCUUAGUGUGGAUGAUAAGAAUCCUAAGGCGUUGAAAAGGAAAAGAGUUAGCUUUUCCACUGAUGAGUUGAGUGGAAAAAAAGCUAAGUUAGAAAAUGAAGUUGAUGCUGUCUGAUGUGAUCCUCAAGGCUCAAGAACCGGUUAAAUUUCCGUACCAUUUUCAUGUACUUGGC
This is a messenger RNA of Cydia pomonella (codling moth), 10655 nucleotides long. RefSeq lists its product as uncharacterized. Gene Ontology annotation, molecular function: protein binding; histone H3K36 methyltransferase activity. The record is from RefSeq and is a predicted model, not a curated record. NCBI's taxonomy places the organism in Eukaryota, Metazoa, Arthropoda, Insecta, Lepidoptera, Tortricidae. Gene Ontology annotation, cellular component: chromatin; nucleus. Bases 779 to 10597 code for a protein of 3272 amino acids. The transcript is spliced from 15 exons. Gene Ontology annotation, biological process: regulation of DNA-templated transcription.